This is a messenger RNA of Cottoperca gobio, 2526 nucleotides long. It is a transcript of the gene map9, whose product is annotated as microtubule-associated protein 9. Gene Ontology annotation, molecular function: microtubule binding. The coding region runs from base 293 to 2176 and encodes 627 amino acids. The transcript has 13 exons. Lineage: Eukaryota; Metazoa; Chordata; Actinopteri; Perciformes; Bovichtidae. Gene Ontology annotation, biological process: regulation of mitotic cytokinesis; mitotic cytokinesis; mitotic spindle assembly. The record is from RefSeq and is a predicted model, not a curated record. Gene Ontology annotation, cellular component: astral microtubule.
GUUUCCCAGGGUUACCAUCAACAAGUCAGUCAGCCCACUGUAGCUAACGUUAGCUAAGUCAGUGUGCUUUUAGAUAGUAGCUACCAUUUGCGAAUAGCUGUAUGAUAUUGAACUUAGAAAACAGCCUCGUGGCAAUCAAACUUAGCAUAAUGGUAAUUUAGCUAUAUAUAUAUCAUUAGCAUAGGAAGCUUUGUAGCUAACAUAGUUACUUGUUACCGUACAUUUAGCGAACACUAGCUUACAUGCUAACGUCAAUGAACGCGAUCAGAGGAAACUGUUUAUAGUUUUCAGAAUGACAAAUCAGCAGUUCAGGACACUGGCUUACACAAAAAGCCCCAAAACAUCAAGGAGGACAACAUUUCAGGAUGAACUUCAGGCUGCUGUCUCCGCCAGGGCAAGCAAAUCAAAAACGGAUCAAUACUCGUACUCUGAUGACUUAGAUGAAGAUGAUUUUUUGAAUGAACUCAUUAAAUCAAGAAAAAAGAGGGCUGGUGCGCUUAAGGCUGGAAAAAGUAAAUCCAAAAUCAACGACUUUGAGAUUUCAGAUGAUGAAGGCAAACACGGUAGGACAAAGAAAGUUUCAUUUCUGAAAACCCAAAGAAUCUGCUCUCCCUCGGAAGACACAACGGCAUCAGAGUCACGAGAAAACGAGCGUCCCGACUCUUCCACCGGUCGACACAAUAAUUGUAAUGACUCAUUUUCCCCACAACGCUCCACAAACGUCAGUGAAGACAACAUACAAUUUAAAAGCAGUGAUGGUGAGUCUACGGCUCCUCAAAUCACAAGAGGCAGCUCAAGUAAAUCUCUGUCGUACCAAACAUCCGAUGACACUCUACAGGAUAUGCCAUUGCCCUUACCACCUGACAACAUAGUGAUGGAAACUCCAGUUCCAGGGGAGAGGAGCAACUUGGAAGAAUGCUCCCAGACUCCGCAGUUAUCAGCAACUGACCUCGAACACGUGUCCUCAGCAGAUACCCAGAGGGAGCCACCCAGGCCUAAACCAAGGCAAAGGACUCUUGGAUUGAGCCUCCACGCUGCGGAGAAAGUAGCAGAACAUGUUGAAUCUCAGGAUCUCAGCAGGCCUCAGACUUCCUCUGCAUCCAUUCCCCUCUCCGCAGACACAUUCAGCAACAGCACUUGGACCGAAGGAGAUCAUGCAGUUUCAUUCAGCCUCAGCAAAUCCUCUUCCAGUAAGAGUGAACAGUCACUUACGAAGUCUACGGUUGAUUCUGGAUCCAGAGAUGGCUUUCUAUCCGAUGACAGCAAAAAGCAGGAGAGAAAGUACUCCUCAUCAUUUGAAGAGUUUAAUGCAGACUCUGGAGAUCACUCACAUAAACUCUCUCAUGUCCAUGAAAAACCUUUUGAUACCAGGACAUCAAGUUCUCAUUCUAAGAGAUCUCAGAGUGUGUGCUCCAGGAAAGUGGAAUCAAAGUAUUUGGGAACCCUCAAACUUCUGGAUCGUAAAGUCUCACUACAAGAGUCUCAGCCACAAACAGCAGAUUCACUCAGAGCUGCCAUUUACCAGGUAUGGCUUCAAAAGAAAAAGGAAAAGUCAAGAGAGAUCAUGCAGCUAACGAAGAAAGAGGAAAUCCUGAAAGAAAAAAAGAAAAGGGAAGAAGAGGCUAAAAAGGAAGAUGCUGUUGCAUCAUAUGAGGCUUGGAAAGGAAAGAAAGCAGAAAGUCUCAAAGCAAAAGCCAAAGAAAAGCAAGAUGCGAUCAGAAAAGAGCAAAGAGCGCUCGAAGGGAAAGACGAAAAAAUGCAAUCUGCUAAACAGGUGUUUGAAAAAUGGAAAUGUGAACAUGAUCAUCUACUCAAAGAAAAGUCCAGAAAACAAAGAGAAGCUGAAAGUAAACUUCAGUUUAGAAAACAAGAAAAGGAGAAAGAAAGAAAGAGAGACAGCAAAUCUGCCGUUUCUGGCUGGCGGGACAAGAAGAAAGAUGUUCUCUAUGAAAAAGUCACGAUGGAGCGUGAAGAAAUCAAAAAUAAAGCAGAGGAGGAACGCUACAUGAAAGAAGAGAGAGAUAAAAUAGCUUUAGAGAUGUAUGAAAACUGGCUGGUACGGAAAGAUCUGGAACAGAAGAGACAAAGAGAAGAAAGACGAAUACAGACGAUACUCGAAGGCAGUCCACCUCCUCCGUGGAGCCCUCCAAAUAAAACGAUACCAUUUCGAAAAUAAUAUUUGAAUGUAACAUACCACCCUCACAAAAUAUCUGUGGGUUUUAUGUUACUUUUUUUUAUUGGAUAUUGUGCUUUAAAAAUAUUUGAUGGCAGCUGUUAAAUGAUAUAUUUUUGGUAGGAUUUGUAUUAGCCAGCAGCUGUAGUGCAAGUUUACAUUUUUAUAUGAUUUCUGAUGAAAUGUAUGCAGUAUGUUCAGAAAGUUGGGAAAAUGUUUCUGUGACAUGGUGACAUGUCAAUAUCAAAGGAAACUUGCAAUAACAAAAAGCUUUUUAUAAAUGUGGUGGUCUGUUUUUUACCAUGUUAUACAACUGAAUGUAAAGCAGCAAUAAUAAAUGAUAUUAACUUAAA